Heteronotia binoei (common prickly gecko) is the source of this 568-nucleotide messenger RNA. RefSeq names its product histone H3. The record is from RefSeq and is a predicted model, not a curated record. The coding region runs from base 113 to 523 and encodes 136 amino acids. Gene Ontology annotation, cellular component: nucleosome. The transcript has a single exon. Gene Ontology annotation, molecular function: DNA binding; structural constituent of chromatin; protein heterodimerization activity. Lineage: Eukaryota; Metazoa; Chordata; Lepidosauria; Squamata; Gekkonidae.
CAAUGGGACGAGGGGAAGCUAGCUAUAAAGAGCCCGCGGAGCAGCUCUACGAUUCAUUGCUUAACAGAGGAUAGCAGAAGGGUUUUGGAAAUUGAUCCAGGUUAGCUGAAGAAUGGCAAGAACGAAGCAGACUGCUCGUAAGUCUACUGGUGGGAAAGCGCCCCGGAAGCAGCUGGCUACCAAAGCUGCGCGCAAAAGCGCACCAGCAACCGGCGGCGUGAAGAAACCACAUCGUUACCGCCCCGGGACUGUGGCUCUGCGAGAGAUUCGGCGCUACCAGAAGUCUACAGAGCUGCUGAUUCGCAAGCUGCCUUUCCAGCGGUUGGUGCGCGAGAUCGCCCAGGAUUUCAAGACCGAUCUGCGUUUCCAGAGUUCUGCAGUCAUGGCCUUGCAAGAGGCCAGCGAAGCCUACCUGGUCGGACUCUUUGAGGACACCAAUCUCUGCGCCAUCCACGCCAAGCGAGUCACCAUCAUGCCCAAGGACAUCCAGCUGGCCCGGCGUAUCCGGGGAGAGAGAGCUUAAAAUCCCACUGAAAUCUAACGACCCAAAGGCUCUUUUAAGAGCCAC